Molecule: messenger RNA, 1306 nt
Organism: Cadophora gregata
Lineage: Eukaryota; Fungi; Ascomycota; Leotiomycetes; Helotiales; Ploettnerulaceae
Exons: 4
Coding region: 8-1306 (432 amino acids)
Source: RefSeq, a predicted model, not a curated record
GUUGAACAUGGAGAAACUUGAUCGUCCCGUCAGGAGCAGGCAGAUGCCUCUGGUCCCGGAGCCUUUCUCUUCCAUCACGAUAGCGCUUCUGAGCCAUCAAUUCAACGGACGUCAUAGGUUCCUACCUCGACCCGCGGGAACGUUUGUCCCUAACCUGGAUAUCCCGGAAUACCACAAAACGAUGACGAACGCUCAGCAGAAAACAUUGGAUGAGCGUGUAGAUACUCUUGUAAGACAUGCUACACAGUGCUUUGUAGAUAAGGUGUCUGAGGCGACGCUGGAAGCAGAUGUGAGGUCUGACGUUUUCGGUUACAUCAGAGAGGAUCGAAGUUUGAGAAUUGAUAAGAGGGCAUACGAGUUCGUGACGCAGAACGCUGAUGGAGAAAUCAGCCCUGUCAACAAACGGAUACCAGAUGCGACAAUGGGCUUAAGAGCAUACAAUGAAAUUACCAAGAACGUACCGCUAUGUGCUCGGGAGGAUUGUGUCAUCGACCAUGGACCCGAAGCUCAUGAUAAACUGCACACAGACAAUCUUCUUGCCUUGGUGAAGCAGGGGCAGUGUGGAUUGGUGGUUGAUGGGGUUUGGGGGAAAGCAGAAGUUGUCCUCCCCUGGGGAGUUUACGAAGCUAAGCGAGAAGACGUGAAUCCAAACGAUGCUGAGGACCAGGUCGUUCAUGCUGCAAGAACUUACCUGGGAAUGCUGGACGACCUAGCACGCAAUCCAGAAGACGUUACCAAAUACCAGUUUGAAGACAGCUGCAACUACCAAGUGUUCUGCUUCACGUCAUGCGGAGCCAAGUGGAGCAUCGCUGCUGCAUAUCCUACCAGGGGAUCCUGCAAAUUCGAGAUUUUCUGGCAAGGCAACACCACUAACUUCUACUACGCUUACGAGCUCCUCUGCAUAGUGGACCAGAUUCAGAAGUAUGCCAACACCACCCACCGAAACUUUGUAAUCAAGCAUCUGGAUGCUUGGUACAAGAGAUAUGACAAGUUCUAUAAGCCGUUAAAGCGUACCACACCCCUGGAAGCGGUGAAAGACCCAUUGUACUUCCACCCGACGGCUCGUCCCGGAUGGGUCAAAUUGAAGAGUGAAUCUCACCUCGCUACUCAAUUGAAGGCAAGUUUGACACGAAAGAGACGACAGGAUGAACAAGAUCCCAGCUCAUCUUCCAAACGGCAAAGACGAGAGUCGACAGAUUUUCUCGAGGACGACUCAUAUGAUCUCAACGGCGAGGAAGAUGCAGAAACGGUUGAGAGUGAUACCGAUAAGGUAUUGCCUGCGUUGGUACGUGGAGUGGAACAUUAA